Messenger RNA from Panonychus citri (citrus red mite), 971 nucleotides. RefSeq lists its product as uncharacterized. The record is from RefSeq and is a predicted model, not a curated record. The coding region runs from base 103 to 876 and encodes 257 amino acids. Lineage: Eukaryota; Metazoa; Arthropoda; Arachnida; Trombidiformes; Tetranychidae. Gene Ontology annotation, cellular component: HAUS complex. The transcript has 4 exons. Gene Ontology annotation, biological process: spindle assembly.
UAAUUCUUUUCCCGCUUCGGUUAUAAGGAUUGACUUUUGGUCGCAAUUGUUUUUUUAAUUGUUUUCUUCUUAAUUUAAUUGUUUGGUUGUUCAAUUCUAAUUAUGGCCAGUUUGAGAGAGAUUAUCAUCUAUCAACAUUUCAAAGCACUCGCUUCAAAGGAUGAGGAAGUUGACAGAGUUUUUCGAAUGCUGUUAAUGGGAUACUUCCACCCGACGAUUAAUAAUCUGAUGAAAAUAUUCAAUCAAGGACAAGAGAUUCCUAAUAUAAAUUUACGGCAAUUAAGUCAACAGAUUGAUGAAUCUAUUGGAAGUGAAGUUGCUGAAUAUUAUAAAUAUCUAACUGGUAAACGUAACAAUCCAACUUGUGAUGAGUUAAUGGUUGAGGUGGAAAAAUUUAAACUCGAUUGUCAAAAUCUUGCCUCUAUUGAUAGAGAGAUCGCCAAUGUUUCGGAAAAUAUUUUAAAGGAAGCCAAUAAAUUUUAUGAAUAUGUUGAAAAACACACCAAAGAAUUUAAAUUGGGAUUCAAAUUGAAUUAUGAUCAUGCAACUGGUAAUUUACUUUGUGCCAAGGCUCAAGCAACUUGUUUGAAGAAAAGACUGGAAGAGACUGAAGAAGCUGUUCAUAAAUAUGGAAAAAAAGAAAUAGUUGAACGUCUGAAAGGUAAACGAAAUGAUUUAGAAACUGAGAAUCAAAGUUUAACUAGUGAACUUGAAGAGAAGAAGAAAAAAUUGGAAAAAUAUGAAAAACUUGAUCCAAAAUUGAUUGAAGAAUAUACUAAACUUAAAGAUGAAUUAAGUUGCCGAUUAUGGGCUUACAGGAUGGUUGAUCGAAGUUCAAAUUGUUCUCAAGGAUCAAUUGGAGAUUUAUCAUGUUAAACAAUUAUUAUUUCCAUUGGAGAUACGAACGAUGUGAAAUAGUAAUUUCUUCUUUCACCGUGAGAGAAAAUAAAUCACCUUAAUGAUCAGAUGAA